This is a messenger RNA of Umbelopsis ramanniana AG, 1524 nucleotides long. RefSeq lists its product as uncharacterized. The transcript has 8 exons. Gene Ontology annotation, cellular component: nucleus; cytoplasm. NCBI's taxonomy places the organism in Eukaryota, Fungi, Mucoromycota, Umbelopsidomycetes, Umbelopsidales, Umbelopsidaceae. Bases 363 to 1436 code for a protein of 357 amino acids. The record is from RefSeq and is a predicted model, not a curated record. Gene Ontology annotation, molecular function: protein serine/threonine phosphatase activity.
CACGAUGGUCAAAAAGGGGGUGCAAAACUCUGAACUUGACAUUAGUGGAAUCAUGAAUCAAGCAAUGUAGGGUUCUACUUGAAGUCUGCGUCAAGCAUUUUCCGAGGGUAGAUUCGUCGUUCCAAACGUAUAGGACGUAUGUAGGAAGCUCAAAAUGGAAAUUUUCUCAAAGAAAAAAGCAAGAACGCAACAAUCGUGGAUAUGAACCAGAAGACAAUGUCUUAAGUACAAACACCGCUAGCUCCCUUUCUUCGAUAUUAAAAGGGUCAGGGAAUAACCACCUUGGUUCCCCCUUACCUGCCAGCAGACCGCAAGGGUUUCCAAAUGAGAAGCCUCGAGACAAUGCAGGCGACCAAAAUGGCAUGCAAGAAUAUAGCACCUCACCCACGGAUCAAAAUCAAUUCACAGUCCAAUCGCAAUCUCAACUCACAGCUACCUCAUUCCGAUCAAUAGGAAAGACUCUUGAUAUUGACGAAUGUAUACAAAAGCUAUUGGACGUCGGCUACAGCGACAAGGUAUUGAAGUCGUUUUGUUUAAAGAAUAGCGAAAUAAAUGCGAUAUGUCGUAUGGUCUCCGAAAUCUUUAUGUCUCAGCCGACACUGCUCGAACUUUCACCUCCUGUUAAAGUGGUUGGCGAUGUUCAUGGCCAAUAUUCGGAUUUGAUUAGACUGUUUGAUAUGGGCGGAUUUCCGCCUGAUUCCAAUUAUCUAUUCCUGGGAGACUAUGUAGACCGAGGGAAACAAAGCUUGGAAACCAUUUUACUGCUUUUAUGCUACAAGAUCAAGUAUCCUGAAAAUUUCUUCUUGUUACGAGGAAAUCACGAGUGCGCCAACGUCACUAGAGUUUACGGUUUUUAUGAUGAAUGCAAGAGAAGGUGCAACGUUAAGAUUUGGAAAUCAUUUUGCGACUGUUUUAAUACCAUGCCCAUAGCUGCUUUAAUAGCAGGAAAAAUCUUUUGCGUUCACGGGGGGCUUAGCCCCUCACUGCAUUCUAUGGAUGAUAUAAGAGCAAUUGAACGUCCUACAGAUGUUCCCGAUUACGGUUUACUAAACGACUUGUUAUGGUCGGAUCCUUCAGAGACUGUAGUUGAAUGGGAAGACAGUGAUAGAGGGGUUAGCUACUGCUUUGGAAAGAGCGUCAUCGAUGCGUUCUUAGUGAAGAACGACUUUGAGCUAGUAUGUCGUGCUCAUAUGGUUGUGGAAGAUGGAUACGAGUUUUUCGGUGAUCGGUCGCUUGUUACUGUCUUUUCGGCACCCAACUAUUGCGGCGAGUUUGAUAAUUUUGGUGCCAUCAUGGGUGUCAAUGAAGACUUAUUGUGUUCAUUUGAGCUAUUAACCCCCGCUGAUCAUCCGCUGGCUCGGGAGAGAGCGGCUGCAAAGAAGACUGGCCGAAGACCUAGCCCUCCUAUGCUACAACCGAUGCCUGAGCAAGCCUAAGAUCUUAUUGGCGACCAGUUCAACCUUUUUGCCUUUUUUACCACUUUACACACUAACUACCAUCAUUCUUAUCCACUGUACUUCUAAU